This is a messenger RNA of Salvelinus fontinalis (brook trout), 6940 nucleotides long. RefSeq names its product kelch-like protein 24. Gene Ontology annotation, molecular function: protein binding. The coding region runs from base 314 to 2119 and encodes 601 amino acids. The record is from RefSeq and is a predicted model, not a curated record. The transcript is spliced from 8 exons. NCBI's taxonomy places the organism in Eukaryota, Metazoa, Chordata, Actinopteri, Salmoniformes, Salmonidae.
AUAAGCACCAAUAAUUCUAGCUGACUAGGUCGGCAUAUCCCGAGGAUGUGACAUAUAUCUUCGUGUGAUGUUUACAGUUUGUUACAGUUCUUUGUCUCUGAGAGCAUAAUAAAUCAUGAUGUCUGGGGCAUAGACACAUAUAUUUUUGUAUGAGAAACAUUGCCAUCAUACAAUUUUUGGAUCAAGAAUUUUCGGAUCAACAUUUUCAGAACUUUUUUUUGUUUCUUGUUUUUUCUCAGCACUCGAAAUAGCCGAGGCGGCUCAUACGAAAACUCCAGGAUAAGGUAUCCGGUAGGUCUACAGAGCAGCAGCCAUGGUGUUGAUCCUGGGCAGACGGCUGAACAGGGAGGACUCUGGGACCCGGGACUCCCCCGCCGUCAAACGAAAGGUGUUCGAGGUGGACUCCAAGACGCUGACCGGCAAUGAAGUGCUGGACUUCUCCUCCGGCUCCUCCCACUCAGAGGCCAUUCUGCAGGUGUUCAAUGAGUUCCGCGACAGCCGCCUCUUCACCGACGUGGUCAUCAGCGUGCAGGGCCGCGAGUUCCCCUGCCACCGCGCUGUGCUCUCUGCCUGCUCUUCCUACUUCCGCGCGAUGUUCUGCAACGACCACCGCGAGUCACGCGAGAUGCUGGUGGAGAUCAACGGCAUCCUGGCCGAGGCCAUGGACUCCUUCCUCAGCUACGUCUACACGGGCCGCGCCAAGAUCACAACCGACAACGUGCAGUUCCUGUUCGAGACCUCCAGCCUCUUCCAGAUCUCUACGCUGCGUGAAGCCUGCGCCAAGUUCCUAGAAGACCAACUAGACCCUUGCAACUGCUUGGGCAUCCAGCGCUUCGCAGACGCCCACUCUCUGAAACAGCUGGCCAGCCGCUGCCGCUCGUACGCCCUGGCCAACUUCCCUGACGUGGCCCAACACGAGGAGUUCCUGGACCUGAGGAGGGACGAGCUGGAGGAGUACAUCUGCAGUGACGAACUGGCCAUCGGGAAGGAGGAGGUGGUGUUUGAGGCGGUGAUGCGCUGGGUGUACCACAGUGUGGAGCCCCGGAGGCCCGUGCUUAAAGAACUGUUGCAUCACGUCCGUCUGCCCCUGCUGCACCCCAACUACUUUGUCCAGACAGUGGAAGGAGAUCAGAUCAUCCAGACCGCUCCAGAGUGCUACCAGCUCCUCCACGAGGCCCGACGGUACCACGUACUGGGCAACGAGAUGAUGUCACCCAGAACGCGCCCACGCAGGUCGACGGGCUUCUCAGAGGUGAUCGUGGUGGUGGGGGGCUGUGAGAGGGUGGGGGGGUUCAACCUGCCUUACACAGAGUGUUACGACCCUGUGACAGGGGAGUGGAAGUCCCUGGCCAAGCUCCCGGAGUUCACCAAGUCAGAGUACGCCGUCUGUGCCCUCCGCAAUGACAUCCUGGUCUCAGGGGGCCGUAUCAACGGCAGAGACGUGUGGAUGUACAACUCUCAGCUCAACCUGUGGAUCAGAGUGGCUUCACUCAACAAAGGACGCUGGAGACACAAGAUGGUGGUCCUGCUGGGGAAGGUCUAUGCAGUGGGAGGGUAUGACGGUCAGAGUCGUCUGAGCAGUGUGGAGUGCUAUGACUCCUUCUCUAACCGCUGGACAGAGGUGGCUCCCAUGAAGGAGGCGGUCAGUUCUCCGGCCGUGUCCAGCUGUGCUGGGAAGCUCUUUGUCAUCGGGGGAGGGCCCGAUGACAACACUUGCUCUGAUAAGGUCCAGUGCUACGAUCCAGAGGCAGACACCUGGGCGCUAAGGGCAAACAUCCCCAUCGCUAAGCGCUGCAUCACGGCGGUCUCCCUGAACAACCUGAUCUACGUGUCAGGUGGUCUAACCAAGUCUAUCUUCUGCUACGACCCGGCAGAGGACUACUGGAUGCACGUGGUGCACACCUUCAGCAAGCAGGAGAGCUGUGGAAUGUCGGUGUGUAAUGGGAAGAUCUUCAUCCUGGGUGGGCGGGGUGAGAACGGCGAGGCCUCUGACACCAUCCUGUGUUACGACCCGGCAACGGGCAUCAUCACUGGCGUGGCGGCCAUGCCUCGCCCCAUCUCUUACCACGGCUGUGUCACCAUCCAUCGUUACAACGAGAAGUUCCACCACCGGCCCUGACCACACAAACACACUCACAAACACACAGGCGUGUACAUAAACAUGCUUUAAAAGACAUUCACUCACACACAAAUAUUCUUCAGACACGCGCUCUCUAAAUGCACACACUCUCAACCCCUUUUUUUUCCUCUCAAGAAGCAACUCAUUUAGAAAUUCAGACCACCGCCCCAGUUUCAGUUUCACUUGUUUCCUUAUUGUCCCGUGAAGCAACACUCUGUUGCUGGUAUUCCUGCUAUGCUACUCCAGAUCCAUCUAUGCCUGCCAGUUGACUUUGUUAAGGUGGUUGUUCAAUGGAAAACCAAACCACGGACUGGCUGGUAUGCCUCCAGACACCACUAUGUCUGUGUUUAGAUAGAGCCUCCAUGGAGCCAGUGGCAGGGUCAGAUCAGAGCAGGCAGACAUGCGCUAGGGUUGUGGUCGCGACAUUUUGUCAGCCGGUGAUGUUCGAGCAAAUAACUGCCGGUAUCACGGUAAUUGAACCGUUAAUUAACGUUAACACCUUUCACAUCUUCUGGCUUCCACUCAUAGCCUACACGCCACUGAUGCAGACCUUUGGAAUAUAUACAUUUUUUAAAAGUCUUAAUAAAUCCAUUUAAUAUGGCCUACCCCAUCCCAAUAAAUCCAUAAUUUAUUUUAGACCGGUCUAAAGAAACAUGAUAUGAAGAAAAUGUAGUUUGUAUUUCAGAAGAACAGAAAAGCAUACUCUGAGUUGUCCUUAUGUUCGGCCCUGAUCUGACUAUGCCAUAUGGCUGUGGGCUACACUAGUUAAUUUAGCAGACAAGAUUUGCUUAGAAUUCCAUGGCAUUAUUUUACAGUAUGAAGAAUACAAUAGCGGAAUAAAAUAUAAAUAAUAUUUUCUCAAAACGAUUUCCGAGGGAGUGCGGUUAAACAAAGGAACAGGUCCUCCUAUACUUCUUCAUUUGGAAUUAUAUAUGCAACUUUAGUUGUGAUUCAAACGUUGGGCUAUGUGUUUUGAUUUUUAAUACAUUCUAAGACUGCAUGAUGUGACUCUGAUGUUUUUUUUUUAAGUCGCAUGAAAGGCAUUAGUUCUGCUGUGUUUCUUGUGCAACCUGCACACACUUCAUCAGUCUCUCAUUUACAAUUUGACAAGCACUUGAUAAUAUUCUCACCAGGCCUCGAAUUUCCUGGCUGCAUCCCCCUGGUGUGGCCGUAAUGCCCCUUAAAAGAAUCCAUGCCUUGCGGCCAUUGGCCAUUGUGCCCUUGGGCUGAAUAAAAUAUAAUAAUUAUAAUUCCCUUCUCCCGCCUGCCAAUCGGCAUGCUCCAAAGCAGCUCUAAUGCUUUAUUAUCUUCCCCAAACUUGGAACUCACAAGCCGCCUAUGUAUGCCAGUUAGUUUUUACGCCGGUUGGAAAGGGGAUUAAUGUGCUUAAUUCUAAGAAGUUAUUUGACCACUUGAGUUGUAAUACUAACCUUAUCAAAACAUAUAGGCCUAUGGGCUAGGCUACAUUAGGUGUGCGACUCUGAUUUGAAAAAGUCACAGAAAAAAGGCAUGUACUGUUUCUUAUCUUCCUGGGCACGCUGGGCAUCGUUCACAAGUGAUAAUAUUGUUAUCAGACUAUUACUUUUAUCUUGUUUUUACUGUACAUAUACUAAAUAAUAUAUGUGUGAAAUUAGUUUUGAUUUUGAAUUAACCAUUAUCAUACACUUGUCUCAGAACAGUGGCAGGGGAAAGAAUAUGUGUCAUCUAUGCACUUAAAUAGCGAAUGGAGGACUCUUUUCCCGUGGUUAAUUUUCAUGCCAGCCAGGUAGGCUAUACUCCUGUUGUAAAGAAAGCAAUGUGCUUAAUAUUAAGAAAGUUGAGAAAUAAAUAUAUUAGGCCUAGUCUAUAGUCUAUAGAAAGCUGAUGGGAGCCUCCUCUUUUUAGUAAAGGCCAUCACUCUGUUUUCUCACGCAAUUGCAUAGCCUAUAGAAUUGUUGCGCAACAUGAGCUCACAGGCUCUCAUGAAGUGUUUGAUUUGAUUUUCCGAUCACAUUUGCAUUGAUGUCAGAGUGAUUAGAGGGGCAAUAGAGUGCUGAGCAGCAGGCAGUUAGCAAGUUUGGUAGGCUACUAAUGACCACCAGUAGCAUCAGAGCGCAGUUUUGGAGAAGCCUAGUUACCGCAACUAAACAGUCACGUGGAAUUUGACUGCGGUCAUGACUUGUGAAUGGCGGUGCAGCGGUAAUACGGUCACUGUAACAGCCCUAGACAUGCCUAGCAUCAGUGUGUAGGCCACAUGCAUUCUUGUGCCAGUAGCAGCUCCUCAUCUCCUCUUCCUAAGAACCAGAGAUUGUGCUCUUUGAUGGACAGAUAGAGACUAUCUUUGAUGGACUGAUAGGGAGUCGUGAUAGUGGAUGAAACAAAGUGUAGCUUUUAGAGAUGAUCUCCAUAAUCUUCAAGUGUUCAUGUGGACAAGUACUGACAGAUUGUGAAUUGUGAUAGUGAACAGGAAAGCUUUGAUUUGGACUUGAGAGAAAUUCAUAGGAAUCUGCCACUGAUUGACAAGGGGUGAUACAGUGAUUCUUAGAACCCAGUUUUAAAAGGCAAUAUGCAUUCCAACAGUCUUAAAAUGGCCUCCUCUUUCUUCGUAACCACUUGAUAGUAUCAUGGAAAUUGGAACAGUAUCAUGGAAUGUAUCAAGCACCUGGAAGCCAGAGGGUAGGAAUGUGGUUCCAUGACUUCAAUUUUAUAUGUCGCUAAGCAGUGAUUGUUUGGUAUAAAACUAAACAAGCUGGCCUAUGCUUAUCCAAAAAACCAUGUCCAAAUAGAACGAAACGUCUUAUUUUCAUUGUCUUCUUUUGUCUCAUUGCCACUAAUUUCAAAUGACAUUCAUUUUAGGAAGCUACCUCCUGCUGUGGUCUGAACUCUGAUUCUGUGUUUCUCCUAUUUCCUUUUCCUGUUAGAGGUUCCCUUACUUAAUCUUUCCAUAUCAUCUCUUUCCUCUUCUCAUAUCCUACCGCUUGUCACUGACACUGUCAUCAUAAUUCCCUUUAAUCUUUGCUGUACACACACACACACACACACACACACACACACACACACACACACACACACACACACACUGAUUUUUUGUUGUUCAAUUUAUUAAAUUAUAUUUGUUCUUUUUUACGGUUGGAUAUUUGUACUGAUGUUAUACCUUGUGCUUGGUGGUGUGCUUGUUUCUACAUAGAGUUUAGAUAGUUGAUUUGGAUGUGUGGGUGAUUUAGUCAAUAUCAGCAGGGCCGUUUUCUAGCAUUUUGGGGGCCCAACCGAGAUUUGGUUUGCAGAGAGAAAAUGUUCCAUUAUCUAAAGCUAAUUUCAUGCAGUUCUACACAUUUUGCCAUGGGUUGGGGGCCCAAUAGCGGCCGCUUAUGUCGCUUGUGCCUAGAACUGGCACUCGAUAUCAGAUGCCUUAGUAGAUGAAAUAUAAGUGAGUGGUAUAUUGGGUGAUUUUUAUUAUAUGUAAACCAGUUGUAGCUUUAUAUCAUAAUAUUAUGUUUACUAUUGUGCUGCUUACCCAGUGGCCUUGCCUCAUAUAUGCAAAUUCUAUAGAACUCUAUGCCAUACAUAGACAAUGGCACCUCUCACCUGUAUACCCAUACAAUGUAUAGCUCAUGUACACAAUGUAGCUCGGGGUAACCAUGGAAACCUCCAGGUGUGUGUGCCUUUAGCUCUAACGAGCUGACACCUGUGUAUUAACUCACAGGAUAUGAUUGAUUGGCAGGUGUGAUGGUGGAAAUUUUAAGUCUUGAUUCUGGUCAGUAAAAGUCGCUUUUUACUUUUGGUGUCGUUAGAAUAAGAGAUGAAUUGCUGUGAAUUGAUGUAUUGCUGUGAUACGGUGACGUUGAGGCCUUCUCUUUACCACAUUUUUAUUUAAAUGUUCUGUCAUCCUUGUUCGCAUAUGGUUUGUGUCUUUUUGGUGUUUUUUUUUUUGUAUCCGAGAGCCCCAAUUGUGCACUUUUACUAUUAUAUCGCAAUGUAAACAUGAUUUUUUAUUUCCUUUUAUUACUGUAUCAGUAAAUGACAUUUGCUUUCAUGUGACGUAUGUAAGUGGAGUGAAUGGAGCCUGUCAGCGCCUCAUACUGGUCUGCCUGCUAUUGCUGUGGUUCCCCACAAAUAGCACAACUAUAAUAUGAGAGAUCAAGAUCAACACAGGGAGAGAAAAAGAGGGGGGUAGAGGAACAUGCACUCCAUUAUUGGGUGAAGGAUAAGGAACGGUUUUGUUACUCAAUUAUGUUUUUACUAAACAAAUCAAAGUGAAAGAAAAUGUGAGGCAUGUUAGCUUAAUCUGCAUUCCAGUGUUUUGUGUCAUAGUUGAGCGAGAGAGACUUGUUGUUUCCUGUUGUUGUGGUGAAUGCUGGGAUUGUGUGUGUUGUUGACGAGUGAUGCUUGUUUUUGACAGUCUGCCACAGGUAAGUUGUCUGCUCUAUUUUGGAUGACUCUCAAGGGUGAUGGAUGUAAAUGCAGAGUUAGGCAUUUGGCUCAGAUCAAAUCCCAGAGGUGAGAUUUUGAACUGAGCUUUCAUGGGAACUCUGGAUUUGAACUAUGGCCGUGAUGAAUUUGUAUACAGCCUACAGUACUUGUGUACAAGAUUAGGGCUAGUUCCACCUAGAGAAUGCAAUCCUUUGUGCCUGGAAUAAGACACUAUUGGAUUAAAAUCUGUCUUUCUGAUAUUAAGGAAACAGAACAUUAAAGUAUGUAUGAUGUGAUAUUCAAAUCUCUCUUUCGCCUUGGUUCUUCUGUUUCUUCUGAAAAUUUGCGUGGACUGUCUGGGCUGUAGUAUGUCGGACUGUAAUUGCUGACUUGUGUAAGUGAAGCAUCAAUAAAGUUAUUCUCUAUACCGAA